Lytechinus variegatus (green sea urchin) is the source of this 2817-nucleotide messenger RNA. It is a transcript of the gene sart1, whose product is annotated as U4/U6.U5 tri-snRNP-associated protein 1-like. The coding region runs from base 96 to 2489 and encodes 797 amino acids. Lineage: Eukaryota; Metazoa; Echinodermata; Echinoidea; Temnopleuroida; Toxopneustidae. Gene Ontology annotation, cellular component: U4/U6 x U5 tri-snRNP complex. The record is from RefSeq and is a predicted model, not a curated record. Gene Ontology annotation, biological process: maturation of 5S rRNA; mRNA cis splicing, via spliceosome. The transcript has 18 exons.
AAACGCUUUCAAUUCGUUUUGCGGAUAAAUUCUUAUCAACGUUUAUAUAUCUCAUUUCUCUGGAUUUUCUGGUAUACUUAUCGAUUUAAUUCAACAUGGGGUCGUCUAAAAAACACAAGGAAAAGGACAAGGAUCGGGAAAGGAAACACAAGCAUAAAGACCGUGAUAAGGACCGAGAUAGAGAGCGGAAACACCGGAGCAAACACAGCCACAAACACAGGGAGAAGAAGGACAGGGAUCGUCGUGUCGUUGAGAAAGACGUGGAAGCCGGGGAAAUUUCUUCGCCAGAACAGAAAAAUGACCGAAAACGUCGGAGGAGUGUUAGCCCAUCCCACAUAAAACUUGAGAAAGAUGUUGAAUUGCAAGAUGAGAAACAAGACAGUGCGCCAGCUGGUGGUGGUGAUUCAGGAGGGUUCACUGGUAGUCUCAGUAUUGAAGAAACAAAUAAACUUCGAGCCAAACUAGGGCUUGCUCCAUUGGAUGUUGACGAUGAGGGGGCUGGAGAACCGGGGGAGAUCGUGGAAGAGAAGAAAGAUGUCCACAAGCCUGCAGUCAACAUUUCUGAUAUCAAGAAGACGGAGGCUCUUAAAGAGAAAAUGGCACAGAUUCGUGAGAAGAGACUCAUCAACAAGAAAUUGCACAAAGUCAAGACGUUGGCUGAUGAUGAUGACGAUGAUGACGCUGCAGCUUGGGUGGAGAAGAUGAGGAAGAAACAGGUUGCCAAGGCUGAAGCAGACAAGAGGGCAAAGAUGCUGGAGGAGAUGGAUGCAGAAUUUGGUAUUGGAAAAAUUGUCGAGGAUGAAUUCAGCAAGACUAAAGAGCAAAAUACAUAUUCUCGGAGAAACUUGGAAGGAUUUAAAGUGGAACAUUCGAUGAAGAACUUUCAAGAAGGACAAAAUGUCAUUCUUACGUUAAAAGAUAUGGACGGCCUGGAGGAGGAAGAAGAUGUAUUAGUGAAUGUUAACAUGAUCGAUAACGAGAGAGCUAAGAAAAAUGUGGAACUGAGAAAGAAGAAACCAGAUUACAAGGCCUACCAAGAAGAUGACUUUGAUGAAGAUGGAAUGUUCCGGCACAAGACGCUUCUUGGCAAGUAUGAUGAAGAGAUCGAAGGAGAGCAGAAGAGAUCGUUUCGUCUUAACCAGUCAGGUACUGCCAACGUGGGCGAUGAAGAUUAUAUGCAGAACAUCCGAGAUCAACUUAAGCAACAGGCCGUCAGUCUGGAUAUGAAAGCACCUUCCUUAGCAUCCGAGUAUUACACAGCAGCUGAGAUGGAAACCUUCAAGAAACCCAAGAAGAAGAGAAGGAAACUAAAAGCCAAGUCAAUAGCAGACGAAUUAACUCCUCUAGCAGAUACAGGCAAGGAUCACGGGGCAAGAGGAGGGAUAAGGAGAAGGCAUAGAGAAGAGGAAGAUGAUUCAGAAAUUAACCCAAGAGUACCUUCCCAGGAUGCAGUUGAUAUGGAUGUAGAUUUCCCUGAUGCUGACGAAGUACCCAUCGAGUACGGCCGAGCGAGGGACGAUAGCGAUGAGGAGAUCUGGGGCCAAGUCAUCGAAGACGAAGCAGAGAAAGAAUUGCACAAUGUCCUCAACAAAGCCAGGAAACUGAAGCAGAAGAGCAAGAGCAGUCAACGGGUUGAAGAUCAGGUUGCCAGAGUUGUUGCCAGUAUUAAAGUAGAGCCUGAGGAUGAAGAGCCAGCGGCUGCAGCAUCGGUCUCAAACAAAGGAUCCAACAUCAUCUUUAACUCAACAUCAGAAUUCUGUAGAACCCUGGGGGAUAUUCCUUCAUAUGGCAAGUCGGGCCUUCGUGAUGAAGAAGAAGAAACAACGUUGGUAGACUUUGAGAAAGACGAUGAGGAAGACGAGGCGAUGGAAGAUGAAGAAGGAGAAGAAGCAGCCGGAGCAUGGAAUACAGUCAGCAUGGAUGAUAGGGAAGAAAUCAAUCAAGAGGAGGAGGAGCUGGGCCCUGUUCUUGAUGACGAACCAACCCUUCAAGUGGGCAUUGCUGGAGCAUUGAACUUAGCUACCAAGAAGGGCUACCUCAUCAAAGAGAAAGAGAAGAAGAAGAAAGGAGAUUCGCUCACAAUUACUGCCAAGAAUUUCACGGUAGAGGACAAAAACUUCAAUGACAUUGAUUCCAAAUACAAUAAGAAUGAUCGAUUUCGAGGGCCACUCAUGGACUUCAAAGAGAAGUCGGGUUAUAAACCAGAGGUCAAGAUUACCUACACCGAUGAGUCUGGCAGGUCGCUUAAUCAAAAAGAGGCUUUCCGUGUGCUUUCACAUCGUUUCCAUGGUAAAGGGUCAGGAAAAAUGAAGACAGAAAAAAGAGCGAAGAAACUUCUUGAGGAAGAGGCGAUGAAGAAGAUGUCUUCCACUGACACGCCCCUCAACACGGUUGCAAGGAUGCAGGAAAAACAAAAGAACCUCCAAUCAGCUUACAUUGUACUCAGUGGAGGCAGUAAGACAAUGACUGCCCACAGUAUCACAAAGUGAUUGAAUGCCAGUAAAAGCAUUGGAUCCAGCCAGACCAUUGAGGCACAGUGAAGACCCACUGGUUAUAUACUACAUUCGACAUGUAGUAUAUAUCAAGAUCAAAGGGUCUAUCAAAAUCACCAUCGUACAGCAAGAGUGUAAUGACAGGAAUAGAGAGCAUGCUGUAAACGUGCAGCGGCUUUGCAAUCAAUCGUUAUGACCGUGGUGAUAUCGCACAUUUGACUAGAAUCAUUAUCUCAAUGGACGGUGCCCGAGAUGGCACAUUAUAUAUACAUUAUUGAAUGGGUAUCAUGCAUAAGCUAUUACGGACGGGUGGCCAGCCAUGCAU